Molecule: messenger RNA, 1680 nt
Organism: Dermochelys coriacea (leatherback sea turtle)
Lineage: Eukaryota; Metazoa; Chordata; Testudines; Dermochelyidae
Gene: PECR
Product: peroxisomal trans-2-enoyl-CoA reductase
Exons: 8
Coding region: 23-943 (306 amino acids)
Biological process (GO): phytol metabolic process
Cellular component (GO): peroxisome
Molecular function (GO): trans-2-enoyl-CoA reductase (NADPH) activity
Source: RefSeq, a predicted model, not a curated record
AGGCGGCGGGCGCUGGCCUAAGAUGGCGGCGCCGGGCGGGGGCGCGUGCUGCGGGGUCCUGGCCGCCGGGCUGUUCCGUAACCAGGUGGCCAUCGUGACCGGCGGCGGCACGGGCAUCGGCAAGGCCAUCGGCGCCGACCUGCUGGGCCUAGGUUGCAAUAUAGUUAUUGCCUCUCGUAAACUUGACAGAUUACAAGCUGCUGCAAAAGAGUUGGCUGCUAAAAUCUCUUCCUCAAAUCCAGUCAAAGUGACCCCCAUACAGUGCAACAUCCGCAGAGAAGAGGAGGUGGAAGCGUUGGUGAAAUCCACCCUGGAUCUGCAUGGCAGGAUCGAUUUUUUGGUGAACAAUGGAGGGGGCCAGUUCCCCAGUCCUGCUGAAGCCAUCAGUUCAAAGGGCUGGAAUGCUGUCAUUGAAACAAAUCUGACUGGGACCUUCUACUGCUGCAAGGCAGUGUACAAUGCUUGGAUGCGGGAGCACGGAGGAGCCAUUGUCAACAUUGUAGCUGACAUGUGGAAGGGGUUUCCUGGCAUGUCACAUACUGGAGCAGCAAGAGCUGCAGUGGAUAACCUAACCAAGAGUUUAGCCAUAGAGUGGGCCCACAGUGGAGUGAGAAUCAACUCUGUAGCCCCUGGAGUAAUAUUUUCAGAAACCGCUGUUGCAAACUAUAAAGAACUUGGUGAAGAAAUGUUUAAAAACUACAUACAAAAGAUUCCAGCCAAGAGACUGGGAAUUCCUGAGGAGGUCUCCCCUACAGUGUGUUUCCUGCUCUCUCCUGCUGCAUCCUUUAUAACUGGGGAAACUGUGAAGGUGGAUGCUGGUCAAAGCUUAUAUUCCUCCACUUGGGAAAUACCAGAUCAUAAUAGGUGGCCUUCAGCACCAGAAGGAGACAAUUCCAAAGCGCUCAGAAAGAUGCUUUCUGGCAAGACUGCAUCAAAGCUGUGAAGAAAUGAGACUCCACCCAAUCCCAGUGGAAAUGCUGACAACCUAACACUUACCUUUGCUUUAUAAUUCUAAGUGAAUUUGGGUUUCCUGUUCAUGAUGCAAACACAGUGGGGUGCCUUGAUCUUCAUAUAUUUGUAAGCUAGCCCAUGAAAUCCUUCUAUAGUGAAUAUUCUCCUCUGAAAACUCCCCCUGCCUUAGAAGUUUUGGGACCGAUCGAUUCGUUAUUACAUCAGCAUUCAACAGCUUCAACAUGAAAGCAGCAAUGAGGAAUCCCCAGUAGAUGUGGUCAAAAUUUUGCUCUAAAUCUAGUGAAUAAAAAGCCAGGAGAGGCAGGCACUCUCCAUCUUAGGCAGGAUAUUAGCAUAGGCAAUAUCAAAGUGAUUGAAAGAGAAAUGUCCAUAGCUUGUAAUGAGUGGGAAAUGACAGCUGAAGCCCUUAUCCUGGAUGAUUUUAGAAAGAAUGGAGUUUGAAUCUCUGGGGAAUGUUAGUUUCUGCACAGAACUAGCAUUCUGGGCUGUGUCAGUAACCUUUGAGUCAUCUGCUGGUUAUAUAGCACUUCUGCUACUCAGCUCAUAGCCUGGGCUGCCCAAGAACAAUUAUAAUGGCUAAUUAAAGUGCGCACACAGCUGAACUGCACUGGGAAUGAGGCAAUGCUAUCUGUGACCAUCACCUCAUGAUAAUAGUCAAUACUUCUGUAUCUUCAAAAUCAAUAAAACAUACUAAGUUGGUGACGUUGA